Messenger RNA from Erinaceus europaeus (western European hedgehog), 2253 nucleotides. RefSeq names its product galactosidase beta 1 like (gene GLB1L). The record is from RefSeq and is a predicted model, not a curated record. Gene Ontology annotation, biological process: carbohydrate metabolic process. Gene Ontology annotation, cellular component: vacuole. Gene Ontology annotation, molecular function: beta-galactosidase activity. NCBI's taxonomy places the organism in Eukaryota, Metazoa, Chordata, Mammalia, Eulipotyphla, Erinaceidae. Bases 125 to 2110 code for a protein of 661 amino acids. The transcript is spliced from 17 exons.
GCUAGGCCUGGGGGAGAGCGGGUCCCAGGACCCGGGUGCUGAUUCCCCGUCAAGACGCAGGGACCUACACCAAAGGGGAGCACAGCCCGGCGCGGGCCGAGGCCCCCAGGACCUCCAGCUCCCAAUGCCGGAGAGGAGCCCUGGACGCGCUAUGGCUCCCAUGAAGCCGCUCUGUCUUCUCUCACUGCUGCUGCUGUGGCUGCUGAUGCUGACGGCGCUCCAGGCCGACACUCGGUCCUUCAAGGUGGAUUGGGCUCAUGACAGAUUCCUCCUGGACGGGACCCCUUUCCGCUACGUGUCGGGCAGUCUGCACUACUUUCGGGUGCCGCGGGUGCUGUGGGCAGACCGGCUGUACAAGAUGCGAAUGAGCGGCCUCAACGCGGUGCAGUUUUAUGUGCCCUGGAACUACCAUGAGCCAGAGCCUGGGGUCUAUAACUUCAAUGGCAGCCGGGACCUCAUUGCGUUUCUGACCGAGGCAUCCUUAGCAAACCUACUGGUCAUACUGAGGCCAGGCCCUUACAUCUGUGCAGAGUGGGAGAUGGGGGGUCUCCCAGCCUGGUUGCUUCGAAAACCAAAAAUUCACCUGAGAACCUCAGAUCCAGAAUUCCUCACUGCAGUGGACUCCUGGUUUAAGGUCUUGCUGCCCAAGAUCUAUCCAUGGCUCUACCACAAUGGGGGCAACAUCAUUAGCAUUCAGGUGGAGAAUGAAUAUGGCAGCUACAGGGCCUGCGACUUUGGCUACAUGAGGCACCUGGCCGGGCUCUUCCGGGCUAUUCUGGGUGACGAGAUCCUGCUGUUCACCACAGAUGGGCCGGAGGGACUCCGCUGUGGCUCGCUGCAGGGGCUCUACACCACUGUAGAUUUUGGGCCAGCUGACAACAUGACGCAAACCUUUGCCCUUCUCCGGAAGUACGAACCCAGAGGCCCACUGGUGAACUCUGAGUACUACACAGGCUGGCUGGACUACUGGGGCCAGAACCACUCCGUGCGCUCGGUGCCAGCUGUCACCAGAGGGCUGGAGAGCAUGCUGAAGCUGGGAGCCAGUGUGAACAUGUACAUGUUCCACGGAGGUACCAACUUUGGGUACUGGAAUGGUGCUGAUGAGAAGGGACGCUUCUUGCCAAUUACCACCAGCUAUGACUAUGAUGCACCCAUAUCUGAAGCGGGGGACCCCACACCUAAGCUUUUCGCCAUCCGAAAAGUCAUCAGCAAGUUCCAGGAAGUCCCCGAGGGACCUAUACCUCCCCCCAGCAAUAAGAUGGCACUCGGACCUCUGGUUCUGAAUCUGAAUGGGAAGUUGCUGGCCUUCCUGGACUACCUGUGCCCCCAGGGGCCCAUCCAUUCAUACUUGCCUAUGCAUUUUGAGGCCGUCAAGCAGGCCCGUGGUUUUGUGCUGUACCGAACCUAUCUGACCAGCGCCAUUUUGGAGCCCACGCUCUUCUGGGUGCCAAACAACGGGGUCCAUGACCGUGCCUAUGUGAUGAUGGAUGGGGUAUUCCAGGGUGUUUUGGAACGAAGCACGAAACAGAAACUCUUUCUGAUGGGGAAGAAGGGAGCCAGACUGGACAUCUUGCUGGAGAGCAUGGGAAGGCUCAGCUUUGGCUCCAACAGUAGUGACUUCAAGGGUCUCUUAGAACCACCAAUUCUGGGGCACAACAUCCUGACCAAGUGGCAGAUGUUCCCUCUGGGAGUUGACAGCCUUGUCAAGUGGUGGCUCCCUCUCCAGCUGAUGAAUAAGUCCAACACUGAGGCUCCCACCGGCCCCAUCUUCUACUCUGCCACGUUUCCCAUCCUGGGCCCAGGCGGGGACACGUUUCUCUAUUUACCUGGAUGGAUCAAGGGCCAAGUCUGGAUCAAUGGGUUUAACUUGGGCCGCUACUGGACCAAGCGGGGGCCACAGCAGACUCUCUAUGUGCCCAGACCCCUGCUGUUCACCCAGGGAGCCCUCAACAGGAUUGUGGUGCUGGAGCUAGAGAAUGUGCCUCCGAAGCCCCUCUACCAGUUCCUGGACAGGCCGAUCCUCAACAGCACCUCCCACAAGACAUUCAUCUAUUCCCUCUCCACCGAUAUUCAAAGUUUCUCUGAGCCAAUGGAGUUAAGUGGGCACUGAAAAGACCUGGGCCAUGGAGAGGGCAGCAUCCCCUGGUGCCGGCCGUGGCUGACCAUAAGAAAGCAAAGGUCAGAGGCCUGAAUUUAAGGACAAGUACAGCUUCCUUGCCAGACUUUAUUGUGAUUAAAGCUCCAGAGACAGUA